Sparassis crispa is the source of this 1680-nucleotide messenger RNA. RefSeq lists its product as hypothetical. Lineage: Eukaryota; Fungi; Basidiomycota; Agaricomycetes; Polyporales; Sparassidaceae. The coding region runs from base 1 to 1680 and encodes 559 amino acids. The record is from RefSeq and is a predicted model, not a curated record. Gene Ontology annotation, molecular function: protein binding. The transcript is spliced from 5 exons.
AUGCCCACUCCACGCCCCUCUCCCCGCCGGCCAUCUGGCCCCGCGGGUCCUUCCAUCCGUCCCAGCGACUGCAGAGUCACAGUCAAGAUAGACGAGAAUGCCAAGACUGAUUAUCCCACUGUUUUCAAAACCAUCGAUGUUAAAGUCAGAUACCCUCGAGGCAAAGAGGUUGCUUCUCUGCGUGCGGUACAAAUUGACCGGCGUAUCGCAUGCGAGGGCCGGUUCCACCAGGUUAUGGACAGUGACAUGGAGGACCGCGAUGAGCUCGAAAUGAUGGGGCGAGUAUUAUUCACCAAGUACGGGGAGGUGAGACCAUGGAUCGUCGAGGAUGAGCAAUUGAAGGGUACAGGUUGCUGGGGGAACGAGUUGAGCGACGGCAUGCUCAUCUACAUCUUAUCUGUGCGCGUUCCUGACGAGGCAUCGCGUGGUCGAGGACUUGGUUCUCUGGCUUUACGAAGCCUGUUGAGAUCAGAACAUGUCCAAAAGGACGAUAUUAUAUUGGCUUGGCCGACUCUCCACGAUCAGAGCCAACAUGACGAAGAGACAAAGAAUCUCUCUUCCUUCUAUCACAAGAACGACUUCAGACGAGUCGGGGUUGAAGAGAAGGAAGAGUACGCCAGGAAAUAUCCUCUUCACAACAAGAUUUUCUGUGCAACGAAGGAGGAUAUUGAGCAAAUUAUCCGCGCCACUUUCUUGCAGAAUCCACUGUCUAUCCGGAGGCAAGACGACGAAGGCUUUACACCCAUUCAUCGUGCAGCUGAAGCCCAUAACUUAAUUGCAACGAAUAUCCUUCUCGAGCUCGGAGUACAAGAAGACCUCGUAAAGCGGGAUAACGCACGUUUAAGGACACCCUUGAUGCUCUGCACGGACCAGCUGCGGCUGACUAGAGAGCUUCAAGAGACCAGACACAGGCGAUGGUUGGGCUACUCGUACAGCGGAUUGCGUGUCGAGGCCAUGCUCAAGAGAGCAAUGGGACAAUACGCGGGAACCGACGACGAGUACGUCCAAAAGAACAGCUGGGGGUGUACGUGCGGACAAUGCGUGGGUGGGUGGCUCUCUCCGAAAAUACGUUACGCCCUCGAAGCAUGCGCAGAGUGUCUUUACGACAGCUUGCUGGAGAUGCAGAAAUGCAUAUUCGUAGACGGGCAGCCGAUUACAGAACAAAGCAUCCUGACCAAUGAAGGGCUGCCGUACAUUCCUCCGCGUCUCCGCUCCCGCAUCGACGUGGUCUUCUACUUCGGAUUUCGUGUCAUAUUCGGCGCCAUAGGCCAGGUCAUACAAGAAAUCGAGGACGCGAGCAACCCAACAGCAGAGCAGAUUCAAGAGCGCAUUCUGCGGAAAGUCCAUGGCGAUCUUCCGUGGACCAAUUCCUUCGAACUCCAGCCCGUAGAAAUGGACGCGGUAAUGUACUACCUGUCUAAAGGCGGGCGGAUCUCGUACGCGUUGGACUGCGUAAUCGCCGGUGUGCCGAGCGAAUUCGAGAUGGACGACAUGUACGAAGGCGUGCACGAGUUCUUUGGGAUAAAGGAGACCGAACGUGAGGGGCGAGAUCCCGAGCUGGACGAGUUGGAGAGGAAGAGGAAAGCGCUUCCGGCGUGCGCGAACGACCGGGAGUUUCUCCUGGUGAGACAUCGCAUGGGUCUUGAACGGAUGGGACCAUAUGGGGACCAUGAACGUUAA